Messenger RNA from Emys orbicularis (European pond turtle), 4515 nucleotides. RefSeq names its product deleted in malignant brain tumors 1 protein-like. The transcript is spliced from 18 exons. The annotation marks the transcript as partial. The record is from RefSeq and is a predicted model, not a curated record. Gene Ontology annotation, molecular function: serine-type endopeptidase activity. Lineage: Eukaryota; Metazoa; Chordata; Testudines; Emydidae. Gene Ontology annotation, cellular component: plasma membrane. Gene Ontology annotation, biological process: zymogen activation.
CCCCUGGCCACGCUGCCCCACAAGGCGUGUGCUAUGAACAUGGGGUUUCCUGGGUGCCUCCUGCUCCCAGCUGGGCACCCCCUUGGCAGGAGCUCAGCUGCCUGCGCUGGAGCCGGGAAGACAAAGAUCCCCAUCCUCCUGGCCUGGCUUUGGGCUUCCAUGACAGGAUUCCCCAUGACAGAUGCUGGCAUCCCAGAACUAACUCAGCUCCGACUGGUGAACGGCCUGAAUCGCUGCGCUGGGAGGGUCGAGGUGCUUCACAACGAGCAGUGGGGAACCGUGUGUCAUGACAACUGGGAUUUAAAGGAGGCCAGAGUCGUGUGCAGGGAGCUGGGCUGUGGGACGGCGUUAUUGGCCCCAGGAGGGGCUCGAUUUGGCCGAGGAUCAGACCAUAUCUGGCUGGAUGACCUCAACUGCGCAGGAACCGAAGUUGCCCUCUCCGAAUGCAAUGCUCUGCCUUGGGGAGAGAAUGACUGUACCCACGGAGAAGAUGCCGGUGUUGUGUGUUCAGACUCAGGCAUCUCAGAACUGGCUCAGAUCCGACUGGCGAAUGGCUCCAAACACUGCACUGGGAGGGUCGAGGUGCUUCACGACCAUGAGUGGGGAACCGUGUGUGAUGACAGCUGGGACAUAACUGAUGCCGGAGUCGUGUGCAGGCAGCUGGGCUGUGGGACGGCGUUAUCAGCCCCAGGAGGGGCUCGAUUUGGGCGAGGAUCUGACCGUCACUGGCUGGAUGACGUCAACUGUGCAGGGACAGAAGCUGCCCUCUCCGAUUGCAGGGCUCGGCCUUGGGGAGAGAAUGAUUGUUCCCACGGAGAAGUUGCCGGUGUUGUGUGCUCAGGAACCUCCCUGAGUGUUUAUUCCCUUGGGGUGUUUGCUCACUCCGGCAUUUCAGACGUGGCUCAGCUCCGACUGGUGAAUGGCCCGAGUCACUGCGCUGGGAGGGUCGAGGUACUUCACAACCAGCAGUGGGGAACCGUGUGUGAUGACAGCUGGGACAUAACUGAUGCUCAAGUCGUGUGUAGGCACCUGGGCUGUGGGACGGCGUUAUCGGCCCCUGCCUGGGCUCAUUUUGGGCAAGGAUCUGACCAUAUCUGGCUGGAUGAAGUCAACUGCGCAGGGACAGAAACUGCCCUCUCCAAUUGCUGGGCUCGGCCUUGGGGAGAGAAUGACUGUACCCACGGAGAAGAUGCCGGUGUUGUGUGCUCAGACGCUGGCAUCUCAGAAGUGGCUCAGAUCCGACUGGUGAACAGCAGGAGUCGCUGCGCUGGGAGGGUCGAGGUGCUUCACAACCAGCUGUGGGGAACCGUGUGUGAUCACAGCUGGGACCUACAGGAUGCCGGAGUCGUGUGCAGGCAGCUGGGCUGUGGGACGGCGUUAUCAGCCCCACUGGGGGCUCGAUUUGGGCGAGGGUCAGACCGUAUCUGGCUGAAUAACGUGAACUGCGCAGGGACAGAAGUUGCCCUCUCCGAUUGCAGGAUUUGGCUUGGGGGAAAGAAUAACUGUAACCAUGGAGAAGAUGCCGGUGUUCGGUGCUCAGACUCAGACAUCUCAGAACCAGCUCAGAUCCGACUGAUGAACAGCAGGAGUCGCUGCGCUGGGAGGGUCGAGGUGCUUCACAACCAGCAGUGGGGAACCGUGUGUGAUGACAGCUGGGACCUACAGGAUGCCGGAGUCGUGUGCAGGCAGCUGGGCUGUGGGAUGGCGUUAUCAGCCCCAGGAGGGGCUCGAUUUGGGAAAGGAUCUGACCCUAUCUGGCUGGAUGACGUCAACUGCUCAGGGACAGAAGCUGCCCUCUCCGAUUGCAGGGCUCGGCCUUGGGGAGACAAUAACUGUACCCACAGAGAAGAUGCUAGUGUUGUGUGCACAGACGCCGGCAUCUCAGAAGUGGCUCAGAUCCGACUGGCGAAUGGCCCGAAUCACUGCGCUGGGAGAGUCGAGGUGCUUCACAACCAGCUGUGGGGAACCGUGUGUGAUGACAGCUGGGACAUACGGGAUGCCGGAGUGGUGUGCAGGCAGCUGGGCUGUGGGACGGCGUUAUCAGCCCCAGGAGGGGCUCGAUUUGGGCGAGGAUCAGACCGUAUCUGGCUGGAUGAUGUCAACUGCACAGGGACAGAAGUUGCCCUCUCCGAUUGCAGGGCUCGGCCUUGGGGAGACAAUACCUGUACCCAUGGAGAAGAUGCCGGUGUUGUGUGCACAGAUCAUGCCCAGGUGAGGCUGGUAGGUGGCCCCCACCGCUGCGCCGGGCGGGUGGAGGUGCGUCUGGACGGGCGCUGGGGCACCGUGUGUGACGACGGCUGGGGCCUGAACGACGUGGCCGUGGUGUGCAGGCAGCUGGGCUGUGGGCCGGCCGUGGAAGCGCUGAGUGGUAAAGUGUUCGGCCCGGGCAACGAGUCAGAGCCUGUCCUGAUGAUGGACGUGCAGUGCCAGGGGACAGAGGCGGCGCUGGGGAACUGCUCGUACAUGGAUCCAGGGGACCUCUGCCAGCAUGAUGAGGACGCAGGGGCCCGUUGCCAAGCAGCUGGGUUUGCUUUGCCAGAGGUGAGGCUGGUAGGUGGCCCCCACCGCUGCGCCGGGCGGGUGGAGGUGCGUCUGGACGGGUCCUGGGGCACCGUGUGUGACGACGGCUGGGACCUGAACGACGUGGCCGUGGUGUGCAGACAGCUGGGCUGCGGGCAGGCCAUGGAAGCGCUGAGUGGUAAAGUGUUCGGCCCGGGCCCCAAGUCGGAGCCUGUCCUGAUGAUGGACGUGCAGUGCCAGGGGACAGAGGCGGCGCUGGGGAACUGCUCGUACAUGGAUCCAGGGGACCUCUGCCAGCAUGAUGAGGAUGCGGGGGCCCGUUGCCAAGCUGCAUUUGCUUUGCCAGACGUGAGGCUGGUAGGUGGCCCCCACCGCUGCGCCGGGCGGGUGGAGGUGCGUCUGGACGGGCCCUGGGGCACCGUGUGUGACAAUGGCUGGGACAUCAGCGACGUGGCCGUGGUGUGCAGACAGCUGGGCUGUGGGCCGGCCAUGGAAGCGCUGAGUGGUAAAGGGUUCGGCCCGGGCGUCAAGUCAGACCCUGUCCUGAUGAGGAACGUUCAGUGCCAGGGGACAGAGGCCGCGCUGGGGAGCUGCCCGUACACGGAUGCAGGGGACCUCUGCCAGCAUGAUAAGGACGCUGGAGCCCGUUGCAAAGGUGAGCCGGCCUGGAAGCCCUUCGCACUGCGGUUGGCGGACGGCCCAAGCAACUGCUCCGGGCGGCUAGAGGUGCAGUAUGAUGGGCUGUGGGGCACCGUGUGUGACAACGACUGGUCGGAGACCAACGCCCAAGUGGUCUGCCGGGAGCUGCGCUGUGGCCAAGCCAAGCCACUGGCCCCAAAGCUGCAGGAUUGGCCCCGCUUUCGCCAGGGUACGGGGAAAAUCUGGCUGGACAACAUCCGCUGCAAAGGCACCGAGGAGACCUUGCAGAACUGUGCCCACCACUUCUGGGGCUACCACAACUGCACCCACCAGAAGGACAUCAGCGUGAUCUGCCAGCUGCAGGGAGUGGGGCAGGUGGCCAAGGUGAGGCUGGUAGGUGGCCCCCACCGCUGCGCCGGGCGGGUGGAGGUGCGUCUGGACGGGCGCUGGGGCACCGUGUGUGACGACGGCUGGGACCUGAACGACGUGGCCGUGGUGUGCAGGCAGCUGGGCUGUGGGCCGGCUUUGAAAUCGCUGACUAGUAAAGUGUUCGGCCCGGGCAACGAGUCAGAGCCUGUCCUGAUGAUGGACGUGCAGUGCCAGGGGACAGAGGCAGCUCUGGGGAACUGCUCGUACACGGAUCCAGGGGACCUCUGCAAGCAUGAUGAGGAUGCGGGAGCCCGUUGUGAAGCUGCAGAUCUCCCAGAGCCACCUGUCCGGUUGGUGGGCCACGACACACGCUGCAGUGGGCAGGUGGAGAUUUACCAUGACGGCCGCUGGGGUGCUGUGUGUGGGUUGGGCUGGGACCUGACUGAUGCCAAGGUGCUCUGCCGGGAGCUAGGCUGUGGGAGCCCGCGGUACGUCACCCACCUCUGCAGCAAGUUCAGUCGGAGCUCAGCACCUGUCCUGCUGGGCCAGCUGGAGUGCACCGGGCAGGAGGCCUCGCUGACCCACUGCCAAGCCCAAGCCUGGGAGGGGCGGCACUGCCCCCACCACCGGGACACCGGAGUCAUGUGCCAAGAGCCCUUCGCACUGCGGCUGGUGAACGGCCCAAGCAAGUGCUCCGGGCGGCUGGAGGUGCGGUAUGACGGAGUGUGGGGCACCGUGUGUGAUGACGACUGGUCGGAGACCAACACCCAAGUGGUCUGCCGGGAACUGGGCUGUGGCCCAGCCGAGCCACUGGCCCCAAAGCUGCAGGAUUGGCCCCGCUUUGGCCAGGGUACGGGGAAAAUCUGGCUGGACGACAUCCGCUGCAAAGGCACCGAGGAGACCCUGCAGAACUGUGCCCACCGCUUAUGGAGCUACCACGACUGCACCCACCGGGAGGACAUCAGCGUGGUCUGCCAGGACAACUGA